Messenger RNA from Oncorhynchus kisutch (coho salmon), 1754 nucleotides. RefSeq names its product G-protein coupled receptor 3-like. Gene Ontology annotation, molecular function: G protein-coupled receptor activity. The record is from RefSeq and is a predicted model, not a curated record. NCBI's taxonomy places the organism in Eukaryota, Metazoa, Chordata, Actinopteri, Salmoniformes, Salmonidae. Gene Ontology annotation, biological process: G protein-coupled receptor signaling pathway. The coding region runs from base 247 to 1239 and encodes 330 amino acids. The transcript has 2 exons. Gene Ontology annotation, cellular component: membrane.
AGAUCCAGCCAGUCAUUCUGGCGUUCGCACCACCCGGAGAAACUGAGAAUAUGUUAUUACUCUGAUGGGGAUUGUCAGACAAGCCUUUUCUGAGAUAUAACCAACCAUCGGUAUACCGAUACACCGAGACACAAGGACAGCAUCACGGCAUCACUGUCUCCUGAAUACACUGUGAACAGAGCUGAUUUGGAAGAAUCGUGAUCAAGGUAUUUUUAUCAAUAGAAGGUGUGGUGUGUUUGACCCAUAAUGACCCAAAAUGACUCUGACGUCUGGUUCGAGGAGUCUUCAGGUUCAGGGAUGUCUUCACCUCUUUCCCUGCUGGACCAAUCAGAUCCCACGGCCGUGCCUGAGGCCUCUCCUCUCAGCCUAUGGGGAGUGGCACUGUGCAUAUCGGGAACUCUCAUCGUGUCCGAAAACGCCAUCGUAGUGGCUGCCAUCUUGGCUACGCCUUCUCUCCGCGCUCCUGUCUUCCUACUCCUCGCCAGCCUGGCAUUAGCCGACCUGCUGGCGGGCGUGGCCUUGAUCCUCCACUUCCUCUUCCUGUUUUGUGUGGAGCCCACGGAUUGGUCGGAGCUGAUGACGUCAGGGUUGCUGGCAACAUCACUGACGGCCUCCCUCCUCAGCCUGAUGGGUGUGGCCCUGGAUCGUUACCUGUCUCUAAGCCAAGCCCUCACCUACGGCUCCCGCCACUCGCGCCGCUGUGCCGCUGGUCUUCUGGCACUCGUCUGGCUGGGGUCUUGUCUGAUUGGCUCGGGGCCGGUGCUGGGGUGGCACUGCCUCAAUGACAUCACAUCCUGUUCCGUUGCGCGACCCCUGACCCGGACAUACCUGUCGUUGCUCUGCGGUGGCUUCCUUCUGGUCGUCAUGGUCACGCUGCAGCUGUACACCGGGAUCUGCCGUGUCGCAAGGAGGCACGCCCACGCCAUCGCCACGCAGAGACACUUCCUGCCUGACGACCAAUCGUAUGCCAGCAAGCACGGGGGCCGGGGUAAGGGACUCUCUCGGCUGUUGUUAGUCCUCGGAGUGUUCGUCAGCUGUUGGACGCCCUUCGCCCUCUACGGUUUGCUGGGCGACGCAUCUAGCUCGCCCUUGUAUACGUACGCUACGCUAGUGCCGGCGGCAGGGAACUCUCUGCUCAACCCUCUGCUGUAUAGCCUGAGGAACAGAGACAUACGACUGGUGCUGCUGCAUGCCUGCUGUCCUCACAGACACAACACACACAGGCCUGUUGAUGUGUAGGAUGGACACACACACACACACACACACACACACACAUUGACUGCCCCAUAUACGUGAAAAAAUCAAGAGAACAUCAUCAUCACUUGCACUUCAGAUAAGAAGCAAUGAGAAUGUACUGUUCCAGAAGACAGCCAUAUUGGAAUCAGCUGGAAUCAAAUGUGACGUACUGUAUCAUCUUAACAUGUGCCUCAUCCUCACCUAACAUGUAGACCAUCCAGUCUGAUGCAAUCACAGAGGUCCAACGUAAUUCAUCUGGAUCCAACAUAUUUGCUUUAGGAGCACGGGAAAGUGGGUCUAUACAAUGAUACUAUGUUAAGAUAUUAUAUUAUAAGCCUUUGGAUGGUUUGUUGGGACUAUAUACUAUGCUGCUGUCGGUGAACUCCAGAACACUUAGAAAGGGCACUGUGACUAUCUCUGAAAAGGUUUCAGUUUGCACAAUGUUGUUUUUUAUAAAAUGUACAAAUGUUGUCUUUUUCUACUUCAAAAUAAAAGCUAAUUUAUUUUGUAUGCAAAAA